Gracilinanus agilis (Agile Gracile Mouse Opossum) is the source of this 3240-nucleotide messenger RNA. Its product is annotated as structural maintenance of chromosomes protein 6-like. Gene Ontology annotation, biological process: double-strand break repair via homologous recombination. Gene Ontology annotation, cellular component: nucleus; site of double-strand break; Smc5-Smc6 complex. Gene Ontology annotation, molecular function: single-stranded DNA binding; damaged DNA binding. The record is from RefSeq and is a predicted model, not a curated record. NCBI's taxonomy places the organism in Eukaryota, Metazoa, Chordata, Mammalia, Didelphimorphia, Didelphidae. The coding region runs from base 1 to 3240 and encodes 1079 amino acids. The transcript has a single exon.
AUGGCUGAGAGAAAAGAGGACCUUGGCCCCCUGGCUGCAGAAAAGGCGCAAGGAGCAGAGCCUGAGCCAGGGGGAGAGUUGGCUGAGGACCAGGAGGGGGUCCUCUCGCAGGGUGUGUCUCAUGGAAGUGCUGCUUCUCGGUUGCCCAUAGGGGAAAUCGGCAUUGUAGAGAGUAUUCAGCUGGAGAACUUUAUGUGCCAUGCCAUGCUUGGACCAGUGAAAUUUGGGCCCAAUGUCAACUUUGUGGUAGGACAAAGGGGCAAAAGUGCAUUGCUGACAGCUCUCAUCCUUGGUCUUGGUGGAAAGUCGUUAGGAUCGCCUUUAAAAGAGUUUGUGAAAGAUGGCGAGGCUUCGGCAAACAUCUUGAUCACGUUAAGUAACAGAGGGGAGAAUGCUUACAAACCUGACUCGUACGGAAGCUCAAUAAUUGUGCAUCAGUGCAUCAGUGUAAAUGGGACUGUGAGUUACAAACUAAAAGACCAAGCAGGAAGCGUAGUUACUUCUAAGAAAGCAGAACUUACAGACAUCCUUGAGCAUUUUAAUAUCCGAGUAGAUAAUCCAAUGACCAUUUUACAGCAAGAGAUGGGCAGGCAGUUAUUGCAAGCAAGAAGUGAUGGUGACAGAUACAAAUUCUUUCUGAAAGUGACCCAGCUCGAUCAGAUGCAUAAUGAUUACUUGUGCAUUUUGGAGAGAAAAGCCAGGACUCAGGAUCAGAUAGAACAAGGAGAAAAGCAGCUCCAGGAGCUAAAACAGCAGGGCAUAGAGGUAGAACAGUGUUUCCAGAGUAUGGCUGCCUCGAGGAAGAGAUUAGAGGAUCUGAAACAUGAGAUGGCUUGGGCAAUAGUGAACGAAUCAGAAAGACAAAUCGAAGAUAUGAUAAGUAAUAUAAGUAUUGGAGACCAGGAUACUGUCAGAUUAAGUCAGAAACUGGAGGCAAGUGAGGCCAAAUUUAAUGAAACAGACAAGAAGUUCAAAGAAAUUCAGGAGAACUUGGAACAGUUAAACAAAGAAACCACUGAGUUAGAGACUGAAAGCAUUCAGGCAAGAGACCAUGUAAAUAGAAAGGAAAAGGCCUAUGAGAAAGCUGAAGAGUUAUAUAAUUCUUUCCAGGAUGAAUUAAAACAAUUAGAGAAGGCAAAAGAACGUUGCAACCAAAUGGAAGAACUGAAAAGGAGUAUGGAGCAAUCCAAGUUAGAAAAACAGGGGAAAAUUGCCAUGUUGCAGGAACAGUUAAAUAAUUAUAAAGAUCAGGAAAAUGCACUUAUUCAAGAGGUGGGAUAUCUUCAGGAAGCUAUAGAAAAAGACACUGAAGAACAUUCUAGACUUAAGGGAGACUGUGCAGAAGUGCAGCAAAUACUAAGAGAUAAGCAACAACAGCUAAACCAAUUAAAAGAUUGUAAAACUAGUCCACUAAAAGUAUUUGAGCCACAAAUUCCAGCCCUUCUUGAAGCAAUAGACAAUGCUCAUAGACAAGGGCUCUUCAGUACCAAACCUAAAGGUCCACUGGGAGCUUACAUUCACCUCCAGGACCCUGAAUUUGCUUUAGCUGUUGAGUCCUGUUUAAAGGACCUCCUCCUCGCCUUUUGUUGUAACAGCUACAAAGACGAGCAAGUACUUCAGACGCUUAUGAAAAGGUUUUAUCCAAUAGACUGUCCACGACCACAGAUAAUUGUGUCAGCGUUUAAGAAUGAGAUAUAUGAUGUAACAGGAAGAGCAGCCUAUCACCCAGAGUUUCCAACAGUUCUCACAGCUUUGCAAAUAGAUGAUGCUGUGGUGGCCAAUGCUUUGAUUGACAUGAGAGGCAUAGAGUCGGUGCUGCUUAUUAAAAGUAACUCUUUGGCUCGUACAGUCAUGCAAGCUCAGAAGCCCCCCAAGAACUGUAGUGAAGUUUUUACCGCUGAUGGUGACCAGGUGUUUGAGCGACGCUAUUACUCAUGUGACAAAUCGAGACCUACUUACUUGAUUGAUGUUGAGGUAGAGAUAGGUCAUUUGGAGAAAGAUGUAGAAGACACAGAUGCACAGUUGUCUGUGUUUCAGCAACGUGCAUAUUCACUUGAAAAUGAUAUCAGAAAGAAUGAAAACACCAUGAAUAGUUAUCAUCUACAUUUAAAAGAACUAGCAAUUAGAGUAAUAAAACUCAACAUACAAAUAAGUGAACUUGAAAAAGAAGAACCCCAGUCAAUAGGGUUCUUAACUCUGGAGAAAGCUCGAGAAAUUAAAAGACAGAUGGAACAGGUUAAGGAAAAGAUGAAAGUUCAAAUGGAAGAGAUGAAUAAUUUAAGAAAAGAGAUAGUAGAUGCUGAACAGAGACAUGAAAGCAUUAAGGCGAAAAUUCACAAAGUUCAGGAAUUAUCAGAGUCUGUUAGGCAAGAACUAAACCAGAUUAAUUUAGAAAUGGACUCUGAAAAACGAAGCGUACGCCAUUAUCAAGAUAGACUUACACACCACACGAAUUCUCUCCAAGUGAAAAAAGAAGACUUGACUAAGAAAGAGAAAGAAUUAGAGAAAGAGAUUGCUCAGGCCAAAUACAUCUGCCCAGAGCGAAAAGAGAUUGAGAAAACUACUGCUGCUCUUGAUAAAGAAAUUACUUUUUUAAAACAGAAGAUACAAUCAGAAAACACCCGUCACAGAAGCAGGGAAGAAAUAAUAAGGCAGUUCCAACAAAUAAAAGAAAGAUAUCAUUCUCUAGAUGUUAAAGUGAAGAAUUUAAGAAAUUGCAUUAAAUCACUGGAUCAAACAUCAGUGCAAAAAUAUGAAAUAUACCAGCAAUUUAGAAGAAGUCUUGCUUUACGAUGCAGGUUGUACUUUGACAAUCUAAUAGCUCAGUCAGCCCUCUCAGGAGAAAUGAGGUUUGAUCACACAAAUGAAACUCUUUCUAUAAGAGUCCAGCGUGGAGAAGGAAAUACAGCUGUUUUAGGUAACACAGAGUUGCAAUCAGGGAGUGAAAACUCUUUUUCAAACUUUUUUUUCAUUCUUACUUUAUGGUACAUCACAGAAGGUCCCUUCAGAUGCCUAGAUGCAUUUGAUAGUUUCUUGGACCCAGGCAGUAGAAGAAUUGCCUUGAACAUAAUCCUCAAGAUUGCACAUUCCCAACAGUUCCGUCAGUUCAUUCUGCUCACUCCACAGAGCCUGAGCUUUCUUUCUCAAAGUCCACUGAUUAAAAUACUCCACAUACCCGAUGCUGAAAGAGACCAGAGAACCCUGCCUUUCCGGGCAGUUAAAGAAGAGGAAGAAGAUUGA